Messenger RNA from Momordica charantia (bitter melon), 634 nucleotides. The record is from RefSeq and is a predicted model, not a curated record. NCBI's taxonomy places the organism in Eukaryota, Viridiplantae, Streptophyta, Magnoliopsida, Cucurbitales, Cucurbitaceae.
UUAUAUUCUAACUUCUCUCUCCCUUUUGUUUUGUGCUUUCACAAUCUCAAGUUUGAGGCUUUAACUUUGAGAAUAUGGAGAGUGCUGUGAGCAAGUUGGUGGCAGACAGGCCAGUGGUGGUCUUCAGCAAGAACUCUUGCUGCAUGAGCCACUCCAUCAAGACGCUCUUGUGCGAUUUUGGAGUUAACCCGACCGUGUACGAGCUCGAUGAGCUUCCCCGAGGGAAAGAGAUCGAGCAGGCUCUCACUCGGAUCGGAUGCAAUCCCGCCGUGCCAGCGGUGUUCAUUGGCGGGGAACUGGUUGGUGGGGCCAAUGAAGUUAUGAGCCUUCACCUUAAGCGGAACUUGAUUCCGAUGCUGCGGAAGGCGGGCGCUUUGUGGGUCUAAACAUGCCUGCCUUUGUACUUAACUACUACCUAUAGAUGUAACUUGACGGUAUAGCCAAGAAUUUACUUAACCAUAGGUAUAUAUUGGACGAAAUGGCAUAGAGAGUUUACUUGAAAAGUCUUGUGUAAGUCCUUUUUUGGUGACUUCAAUGUAAUGUAUAAUGUAAUGUUUUGGUUUAUCUAAUAAUAAAUAUAUAAGUUCAAGAGGCUAUAAGAACUAAACCAAAUGAUCUCCACCUGCAUGUUUUG